AUGAAGCUUCUCGCGUUGGUCACCUUGGCAAUUGCAUCUGCCGAGUCCGCCGCGCAAACCUCUUGGAGCAAAGUCACCGUCGCCUACAAUCAACUCUACAAUGAUGUCUUGUCCGCCUAUGCUGACACCAACAUCCCCGCACAAAAGAAAGCUAACCGACUGCGUGACUUUUACAACAAAGUCGAUGAUUUAGUCGGACUUGUUGACGAGUCAUGCACCGAUUUUGCCGGGAGACACUGA
Oikopleura dioica is the source of this 240-nucleotide messenger RNA. The record is from the annotation of a GenBank genome assembly. Lineage: Eukaryota; Metazoa; Chordata; Appendicularia; Copelata; Oikopleuridae.